CGUUUGUUUCCCGAUCAUAUUAUUCGCGAAUUAUCGAAUCGAUUCGAAAGUGAACAAUUUCAUUAGCACUAAAUGACGUUAGAUCAUUCAUUUUGAAUGAAAGUCAACUAACAUCAAAAUGUCCUUAGCUACAAUACUAGCCAAUUGGGUUGCUUUUACUGCCCUUUUUAGUGUUUUAACCAGUGCUUCCCAUUUUCCCAAUGCAUUAGCUCUGAAGGAUUCAGAGAAUAGGAAUAAAAUUGAAUUGAUCGAUGUAAAAUGUGACAAAAAUGAAGAUUCGAUGCAAGUGACCAUCAUGUUUUCACAACCAUUCGAAGGCAUCAUUUACAGUCAGGGUUAUUUCAAUGACCCAAAAUGCAGAUACGUUUCGGCUGGUGAAGGUGAAAAAUCAUACAAUUUUGUUGUACCAUAUGAAGGAUGUGGAAGCAAGCCAUCGUGUGCUAUAUGUGAUUCAGUUGAUAACAUUUUGAUUAUUCAACAAGACGAAGAGGUGCAAGGCGAAUUUGAUGCAGCGCGUAAAAUAUCAUGUAGCCGAACGGGCAUUGAAGAAGAGAAAAAAAUCUACUUUAAACCAUUCAUUGUUGAUAUGUUAGAUGUUGUCACUGUGCCAACUAAGAAUGGUGGUGUCGAUUGUUGGAUGGACAUUCAACGUGGAAUAUAUCCAAAAUUGGCGCCGGUCGGUGAAGUGAUUAAAAUUGGCGAAGCACUUUCUGUCCUAGUUUAUUUACGUGAUCCAAAAAAUGAAUAUGAUUUAUCAGUUCGAAAUUGUUGGGCUUAUGACGAUGACGACUUUGACGAUAAGAAAACGGGCAAAGUUCAAUUGUCCGAUGCAUCUGGUUGUACAAUGAAAAGGAAGCUUUUCGGUACUUGGCAUAAGACAAGCGAAACCGGUUCAUCGGGCGCUACUUUACUAUUGCAUAACACCUUAAGAGCAUUCAAAUUUCCUGAUGAGUCUCAAGUUUAUCUUAAGUGUGACAUAGAGAUAUGCCGUGGAAAUUGUGCCGAAGCAAUUUGUGAUGCAGAGGAAAUAAGCAAAGUUGAUUGUACAUCAGAUCCACGUCAUGAAAAUUGUGUUCGAAAUAAAUUAACUGAGAGAACACCGCUUGGAUUUACAACGUUGCCGAGCAGAAUAUAUGAAUCGACAACUACUACUAGAAUAACAACACGAUUACCUUUUAUUGAUACUACGCGACGACCAAAUUUUGUAUAUACAUCCACACAACGGCCGGAUUACAUGUCAACGACAAUUUUCGAACAAGACUCAACUACUUUGAAGCCAUUAAUAUGUACAUCUGAUUCUCGUGAUAUUCGCUGCAUUCAACAACAAUAUCCUGAAACAACUGAAAAGGUGGAUUCAACCACUUACAGAGAGUCGACAACAUAUUCGAAUUUAUUCAAAACCACAACAAUUAAGGCAGGCCUUGAUUCCUUCUGUAGUCAGUAUCCAAAGCAUAAGCGUUGCAGCCAACGCGUAACCGAUGAUUUAAAUAGUAAUAUUGAAAUUUUGACAUUCAAACCACCAUCACCAUUUGUCACGGUCAAGUCAAAGCCAUCGAUCGACUCACGCAAUGAGAUUCCAAGCGAAAAUUUGGAAUUAAUUCCAACGACACAAUCAUCCGAAAUAUUGCAACAACAACUGAAUUGUAAGGGGCCAAAUAUUGAUCCCAGAUGCCCGAAUCCAACUGGUACAACAGCACCCACCUAUUUACCCCCUAGUACGACAAAGAGAAUAACUGUUGCACCUCGAUGUUAUCCGGGUUCGCUUGACCCACGAUGUAAGGAAAUUGAAAUUUCAACUCCUCCAGUGGUCAUACCAAGGACGAGACCACCACCAGUUACACAAAAAACGACGAAAAAGUUAUUCAUUUGUGUGCCGGGAUCAAAUGACGUAAACUGUGAUAUCGAAUCGACCAAAACGACAGAAGAGCCACCAGUUAGAACCACAUUUACUCCACCACGCAAUCAAUUCACGACAACGAAACAACCUGAAAAGCCAAUUUGUUUCCUUGGCUCCAGGAAUCCGGAAUGCCAAAAAGUUUCAACGGAUAUUUUGACAUUCAAACCAAGACCGAGUACGACUUCAAUUCCCCCGACAACUACGAAAAGACCAUUUAUUAGCACAACUCGAGCACCACUUUGCUAUCCAGGGUCAUCCGAUUCACGGUGUCCAAAAAGCACAGAAAAAACUACAACUGAUAUUACAGAAACUACAACUUCUAAAGUAGCGGACACAACACGUUUACCAAUUUGCUAUUUAGGAUCUCCAGAUCCACGUUGUAUACAAUUAACAACCAAAAAAGUGCCUGCGACAUUUGGAACGACAUCGAAUCUAUCUACAAGACCACCAAUUUCAACUCCCUCUAUUCCAAGUACAACGCGUGCACCGAUCUGCUAUCCAGGCUCCCUUGACUCACGAUGCUCGAAGCCAAUUUCCACUGAUAUUCCGUCAUCAACAACGAAAAAGCCAUUUAUUAGCACAACUCGAGCACCACUUUGCUAUCCAGGGUCACCCGAUCCACGAUGUCCAAAAAGCACAGAAAAAACUACAACUGAUAUUCCAGUAACAACAACCUAUAAAGUUCCGGAAACAACGCGACUACCAAUUUGCUAUUUGGGAUCUCCAGAUCCACGUUGUGCCCAAUUAACAAGCAAAAAAGUGCCUGCGACAUUUGGAACGACAUCAAAUUUAUCUACCAGACCACCAAUUUCAACUCCUUCUAUUCCAAGUACAACGCGUGCACCGAUCUGUUAUCCAGGCUCCCUUGACUCUCGAUGCCCGAAACCAAUUUCCACAGAUAUCCCGUCAACAACAUCGAAAAGGCCAUUUAUUAGCACAACUCGAGCACUACUUUGCUAUCCAGGGUCUCCCGAUCCACGAUGUCCAAAACAACAACAAACAACAACAAAAUUUAUGCCAGAAACUACGGUUGGCACUCCAGAAACAACAACUUAUAAGGUACCAAGCACACCACGUUCACCCAUAUGCUAUCCGGGCUCACUCGAUCCAAGAUGUGUAAAACCAAACAUAAUUGUUCCACAAAUUGAGCAAAAGGUUGGUGAAAUUCCGGAAACAAGCACAUAUAAAGAAUCAAGUACAACACGAGCUCCAAUUUGCUACCCGGGUGCAAUCGAUCCAAGAUGUCAAAAAUCGAAAACCACCAGACCGACUAUUCCAUCGGUUAGUUCCACAAAAGUGGUGACAACUGAACAACCAUCAGCUAGUACUCCUCGAUGCUAUCCAGGCUCUCUCGAUCCUCGAUGCAUUCAAGCAACAACAAAACAGCCACCAAUCGUAAAUUUGAUUUCAACAACAAUUAAACCAUCGUUUAGCACAAUUAAAUCUUCAGUUCGCUGCUAUCCAGGUUCAUCAGACCCAAGUUGUGCAUCGAAACAAUUGGUUGUUCCUUUAAAAUGUGGACCAGGAUAUUUAGAUCCACGUUGUCCAAAUCCAACACCAACUGCUGAACCAGCAACAUAUUUGCCACCGAAAGCUUCAACAACUUUCAAGACGCAGAGACCACCGAUAACCACAACGCCAGUUCCACCUUUCACUUGUACACCAAACUCAUUGGAUCCAAGAUGUAAAAUAGUCACCACAACUAGAUUCAUUCCAAGCACCACAUCCGAAGGAACGACUGCCACUUUUGCACCGGAAACAACAACAAGACUACCGUUGACUACGAAACAGCCACCGUACACCACAAGACCUCCAUUCACUUUCACAACGCGGACACCAACAGUCAGUACAUUCGUUCCACAAUGUACUCCCAAUUCAUUAGAUCCGCGAUGUAAAACAUUUGCAACAACUAAAUAUGUUCCAAGUAUCCGAACUGAAGGAACAACUGCCACUUUUGCACCAGAAACGACAACCAGACCUGCACCAUCGACUACAAAACUGCCAACCUACACGACAAGACCUCCAUUUAGUUUCUCAACAUUUACAACGCGGACACCAAUAACAGUCAGCACACCAAUUCAAUGUGCACCCAACUCGUUGGAUCCACGAUGCAAAACGUAUACAACCCCCAAAAUCAUUCCAACUGAAGGAAUCACUGCCACUAUCUCGCCCGAGACAACAACAAGAUUUAUAACAACAACAAGUACACAACGGCCAACUACAACAAGACCACCGUUGACAUUCCCAACGUUUUCAACGAAUCGAAUAGUUUCAUCGCCGCGACCAUUCACAACACGAAUAACGACAAAAUCAACAACGACAACAGAAAAUAUCUUAUGCUAUCCAGGUUCUACAAUUGAAGGAUGUAAACAAACGUAUACGACACCAUCAUUUUGUUAUCCUGGAUCGAAGGAUCCCCGUUGUCCACAACAACCGCCAUCAUUCAGCACGCGUAAGCCAGAAGGAUAUUUGCCACCAUUUCCAGAUGCCAGAUUGAAUCGAGUCAAGCGUCAAACUUUGGAUGAGUCGGAUGAAAUUGUGAAAUUUUCACUUUCAUUUAAACCAUUCAGAUUUAGUUAAGAACUUUCAAAUGUGCUCAUUUUUUUAAGAUAUUUCAAACAACAAGAAAAUUUAUGUGAAAUCAAAUUGUCUGAAAUUAUUUAAGUUGUCGAUGCCAUAUGUAUUCUUCUUUAAUUCGAUUAAAAGACAGUUUAUUGCAAAAUGUGAAAA
This is a messenger RNA of Contarinia nasturtii (swede midge), 4627 nucleotides long. RefSeq names its product mucin-2-like. NCBI's taxonomy places the organism in Eukaryota, Metazoa, Arthropoda, Insecta, Diptera, Cecidomyiidae. The transcript is spliced from 12 exons. The record is from RefSeq and is a predicted model, not a curated record. Bases 119 to 4477 code for a protein of 1452 amino acids.